Ailuropoda melanoleuca (giant panda) is the source of this 1075-nucleotide messenger RNA. Its product is annotated as glutathione S-transferase alpha I. Gene Ontology annotation, biological process: glutathione metabolic process. NCBI's taxonomy places the organism in Eukaryota, Metazoa, Chordata, Mammalia, Carnivora, Ursidae. Gene Ontology annotation, molecular function: glutathione transferase activity. The record is from RefSeq and is a predicted model, not a curated record.
UGGGGCGCAAUCAGGCCCCGCCCCAGGCCGGCCCACACCCGGACGAACUUGCCGCCCAGUUCGGUCUAGGCCUUACCCUAAGACCGCGAAACGCUCGCUGACCAUGGCCAUGAUCUUGGGUUACUGGGAUAUCCGCGGGCUGGCUCACGCCAUCCGUCUGCUCCUGGAGUACACGGACUCAUACUAUGAGGAAAAGAAGUACACGAUGGGGGACGCUCCCGACUAUGACAGAAGCCAGUGGCUGAAUGAAAAAUUCAAGCUGGGCCUGGACUUCCCCAAUCUGCCCUACUUAAUUGAUGGGGCUCACAAGGUCACCCAGAGCAAUGCCAUCCUUCGCUACAUUGCUCGCAAACACAACCUAUGUGGGGAGACAGAAGAGGAGAAGAUUCGCGUGGACAUUUUGGAGAACCAAGCUAUGGACACCUCUAAUGAGCUGGCCAGGGUCUGCUACAGCCCCGACUUUGUGAGUCCCCUGCCGGCGGACGGGAUGGACAGGUUUUGGACAGGACACUGGAGUCUUGUGUCCCCUCUACUUUGUAUUUACUUGCCAUUUGGACCCAGUGGAGAUGCUGACCCCCCGACCCUGUACUGUCACCAGAGUGAGAAUGCAUGGGGUGAAAACUCCGCCUCGGUUCCUACUAAUCUUAAGUCAGAGUUGGCCUGUACAUAUUGGAGCCCAAGUCUCCUGAGCAUUACAACUUUAUUGGAAAUUCAGUUCCUGGACAGUGUGUUUGCCUUGUUUGCUCAGCACGGUCUUCCUGACACCCCCCGGCCCAAGCACAUCUGCCCAGCAGAGUGCACGGGGCCGACCCAGGGAUUUGUACCUCCUCCUUCCUCUCCGUUUCUCAAAUUCUACAUCUUUCCAGAUACUACUCAAGUGACCAAUCCUAUCUGUGCCCUACUAGGUAGAACUUAGGAUUUCUUUCCCCAGGCCAUGUCACUUGUGUGUUUCCUUGCCUCUUAGAGAUGAGUGGUGACAGAUUCAGGGCCAGCGAGGUGGUGUUCUCUGCUUCCACAGCCUCUGACAGAUGGACUGUGUGAUGGGCUGAACAGAGCUUGGAUAAAUCAUCGCCUG